UAUGAGCACACACAUACCAUAUGGCGAAAAAAACGCUCUUAAUCUGGAGGGGAUGCGCCCCCCUCUCGCUACGGCCCUGCUGAUAUGAUCGCUUUCUGGCUUUUCAAUAAGAAAACUUCCAACACAUUUUGACCGGGAAGUUCCUCUGGGUAAAUUUCACGAUUUUCGUGGAUUGCAAGCACGAAUCCUUUUUCAUGAAACCGAUCCUUUAUCUGCAGACUUUUCGGUAAACCACUAUAUUUUGAUUCCGGUCACCCGGAGUUUGUGGGGAGUAAAGCCGUUGAUCGCACUCUGACAGAGCUUAUUGGCGAGUUGCAGUAUGCUCCACAACGCCAGCUUCGCAAUCUUUCACUGAUGUUACUUCUUCUCCGUUUUAUGGCUGGAAGUAUUAUUGCGGACAACGGUUGAUUGGCCCAGUUUGUGUGGUUUUGAACCUGUCAAGUCCGUAAAAUCAGCCGGGAACAUCUUGCGUCGGUUGCAGUUGUGGAUGAUAAAAUGUACAAACCUUGUGGAUGAUAAAAUGUACAAAUGUUGUGGAUGAUAAAAAUUUUGGAAACGCUAUUCGUACAGAAAAUCGUCAGCUGGAACGCUAAGCAAAUGUAAGGACAAGGGCUGGAGAGUGGAAACGCCAGACGCACACGCCGUAAGCAAAGACAAUAGCCGUCGGUCAACUAAGUUAUCGCACCAUCCUAUCACUAAUUGAUUCGGCUCAGCAUUCCUUUGGAACGGCUGAUCACUUGACCUGCUCUAACAGUAGCUCCACAUCAGAAUUCCAUCCAUCGCUCUUGACCAUAAAAGACCGGUUUUAUAACCCGAAUAGUCUAAAACCAGCGAUGCUCACACAUGCAGAAAGCCCUUCUACAUGCAUUCGCGUCUGACGAAUUUGUCUACUUGCGACGGUAACUGUUUUCCAUUACUACAGUGUAUGAGAAGGUGACGGUUGUUUGGAUAGCGUUUAAAACUUAUAUUUUCCUGACGUUUCGUUCCUGAUCCUGUAAACCAUCGUAGCGCACCAUCGCGUAAAUCCUUCUAGGGAUAUUUUUACUUCAUUAAUCUGAUGGAGGAUUUAAACGGGCACAAGAUGGAUUCCCGACCAGUGUUUCCGGCAUUUCGACGGCUUUUGGUUGACAAAGAGUCGACCAACUACCAGAACAGCGUAGCAGUGCGGAUGGACAUCGGCACCUGCUGUGGGAUACAUCCUGGACAUCCAGGGUGACUACGUGUUGGUCGACUUUAAUUGCUCCAAAGCGCCGGCGCGCCGUAUCCAUGCUUCACAUGUGUGGCCGCUACAAUUCAUGUCCGCCAGUCUGCUUUGCGACCAGUAUCGCAACAUGGCCGUAUUUGUGGCUCUCCGCGACCACCACGACGCCGCUUUCCGCUUCCGUCCGGCCACGGUGCUGAGCAUCGUUCGAGAAUGCGCGAUGUAUGUCAUCAGCACGACCGUACCGGGAACUGGAAGCGAUGCAGCGCCGGGUACGCAGUGCCUGGCCGUUGUGGACCGGGGUCAGAUUAUGCACCGGUGGCCAUUCAGUGAAGCGCCCUUACUCGCUAAGUCAAGCGGGAUUCUUUACACGCGCCACGAAAUUCUCCUGGGCCCGGCACAAUUCCCUUAUGACACAGUAACGGACGCGCGGCGGUUUGUGGAAACAUUUGGCCAACUGUACACGGCGCAUCCAUCGCUGAUGGACAUGGAGGACAGCUGCCGUUUCGACAUGCGAGUCAGCUCCGAUCGGUACACCUUUAUCGUCGUGGGCGGUCAGAAGGACACCGCAACCAUUAACUGGACAGUGGAGACAUUGCGGAGGAUUCUGGAGAAGCAUGCCACCUUUCGUGCCAUCCUGCCAGCAGUGAAUAUGGACAUUACCGAAGGCUGCCUCGAGGGAUCUGGGAGCUCCGUUAGAAUUGAUGACCAAAAACCAAACGAUUCGGGCACAUUUUGUAGAGCUGCUUGCUUAUGCCAUCUGCCACACAUACUCUUGACCGAAGUUCUGGAAUACCUGGACGUGCAUGCACAGGCCCAGGCCAGCCGAGUUUGCGCGUUGUGGCAAGAAAUACUGGGCUAUUCCCGCGCGACACCACACAUCUGUCUCUCAUCGGAAAAUUUCACCUGCACCCCGUACGGUGAGCAUAAUUGUUGCCGGAUCGCCAUGAUGUUGGUGGGGAGACUCACUGGCCGUACCAAGAGUGUUACGAUCACCGCCCGCGCCCUCGACUGGACGGCGGAGCUAUUUAACUGGCACAUCGCACGCUGGUUGCCGGAAUUCCUGGAGGUUAUGGACAUCAAGUUGCCUUUCUUUGUGAUGAAAUCCUUCUGUCUGACAUACAUGGUUCCAGAAGUUUUGAAUGCCUUCGAGCAGUGCUGUAACCAACUAGUUCUUGAUCAAUUGACCAUGCGUGAAGGGCUUUUCGGGGAGAUGCGAGCGGAAGUGCUAACUUAUCGGCGGUCUAUUCCCUUACCUGACCGCGAAAGACGCUUCGCUACAGCCGAAGCCAGCCUUGUAACCGCGCAGUCGGUUGUGGAUGGGACGCUGAUCUGCCCGCCCCGAUUAUUCUGCAAAUGGCGGGACGGUUGGGAGCACAUCUUCCACAGAUUUAUGUGGGCCAUGGAUGGAUCGCUCCCUGCGGCCACGGCCCACGUGUACGCCAGAGUGGAGGUUGUGCGCACUCGCUGGCGCAACACGCUGGCCUACCCGGAUGAAUGGCAGACGUUCGUGCAAUAAGGGAGACACUCAUACUGGCCGCCCGGGCUUUUAUUUGCUGUUAUUUGCUGCCGCCUAUCUCGGAAGCAGUGUUGUCGUGUUCC
Paramacrobiotus metropolitanus is the source of this 2803-nucleotide messenger RNA. RefSeq lists its product as uncharacterized. Gene Ontology annotation, molecular function: protein binding. The transcript is spliced from 7 exons. Lineage: Eukaryota; Metazoa; Tardigrada; Eutardigrada; Parachela; Macrobiotidae. The record is from RefSeq and is a predicted model, not a curated record. The coding region runs from base 1296 to 2720 and encodes 474 amino acids.